GUAAGCAUGACCACACCCUCCACCUCCCUUUCUCCAGGAUUCCGCAAUUUUGAGCCAUAAUAGAAGCGCGCUUACUCCAAGUAAGAGCAUUCGUCUCUCCUUAAUAUAUUAUCGUUAGGGCACGAGCCUCAUCUGUGUCUGGAAAUAGUAAGGCCUCAAAACAGGGGUAUUUGCUUGUUCCGCCUGCAGCUUCUGGGCGAGCGAGGGUGGUCCACGCUGCUGUGUUAAGACUGCCUCUUUCAACUUUCUUCUGCUUUACCACCUGCUGUCACUCCGUGACAGACUCGGUGACAGAAACAACCCAAAGCACCAUGUUGUCUAUUGCCGAGCUUCGGGCUAAAUGCGCCUCACUGCCUCCCGCUGUCUAUGUCUUGUAAGUGCGCCUGAGAAAAGCUCUCCUAUCGCGCUCACAAUCCUUCAGGGCCUGGAUAUUUUUCGGUUCUGUAACGAUAUUGUUCAACAAAUACAUUUUAUCUAACAGAGGUUUCCGUGGGUAUUUCCAAGCGCCCCCUUGCUACUUUACUAACCAGUUUUUCAGAUUAUCGUAUGUCAUCUCAUCUUCCGCGCUCCGCACGGCGAUCAAGUAUCUUAUUCUAAUAACCACACAGCUGCGAUUUUAACAUGUUGGCAUCUAUUUUCCGCUACAAUCGCGACCCAAAUCUUGGCGCGAACAACCACGCUCCUCGAUGGCCGAAAAGAAGUCAGAAUGACAGGACGAGUCUACUUCCGAGCCAUCGUCCCAAUCGGAGUCCUCUACAGUGCUUCCCUCGUCUGCUCUAACCAAGUCUACCUCUACCUCAGUGUAGCAUUCAUCCAGAUGCUGAAAGCCAGCUCUCCAUUCGCAGUCCUCAUCGUCUCCUAUUUAUUCGGUGUCUCAAAUCCGAAAUUGAAGGUAGUUUUGAACAUCCUCGUCAUCGUUUUUGGAGUGGCUCUCUCCUCAUUUGGUGAAAUCAAGUUCUCCUGGAUUGGUUUCUUUUACCAAGGCGGAGGUAUCUUUUUCGAAGCCAUCCGUCUAGUCAUGAUCCAAAUUCUCCUGUCCGGCGAAGGACAGAAUAUGGAUCCGCUAGUCUCGCUUUACUACUAUGCGCCGAUUUGUACAGCUAUGAACUUCCUUGUUGCCUUGGUAAUGGAAUUCGGAGCAUUCCAGAUAUCCGAUAUCUAUGAAGUCGGGCUCUGGACACUGCUGCUCAACGCCGCUGUGGCCUUUCUGCUUAACGUUUCUUCUGUAUUUCUGAUUGGAAAGACCUCUGGAUUGGUGAUGACACUUUGUGGCGUCUUGAAGAAUAUUCUACUUGUCGUAGCAAGUAUCUUAAUCUGGGCAACAAUCAUUACACCAAUCCAGUUCUUUGGAUACUCAAUCGCCUUGUGUGGAUUGGUAUAUUACGGCGUUGGCUAUGACGGCAUCAUGACCUACUACAAAACCACCAAGGAAUUCGCUCAAAAGAUUCUGUCGGGUUCUUCUGCGCAAGAUAUCGAGGAAGGAGAAGGACUCACCGGCCGACCAAAAGGGUUUCUGGAGAAUCCAACGACACAAUGGGUCGUGAUGAUAGCGAUGUAUGCUACUAUCUUCCUUCUCCUCAUCACGGGAAUCAUGAUCAAAACCGGAACGGCGCCAGAAUAUCUACAACAGAUCUUCGGAAUGGUUGAUGAUUGAAGCCAUGAACGUCUAACUUUGCAAUUCGAAGACAAUUUGUACUAGAUAUACUGUAGUGGAACAAAUGGAGUUUGGUUUAUGGGUCGAAUGUAGGCUGGACGCUGCAGAGUAGUCUUCAGAACCGCGAAGAAAGAAUAGAGGUUCAUUCAAUUCUUUGUUGAACGUGUAGAACAAUGUACGAAAAUUGGCACUCACGAUUCUCUGAGAGAAGUAGCUUAGAUACUUCUUCACAAUUUAUGUUCAUUCGUCAGUCACACGUAACAUCAAAUGAGACUUG
This is a messenger RNA of Hymenoscyphus albidus, 1931 nucleotides long. The record is from the annotation of a GenBank genome assembly. Lineage: Eukaryota; Fungi; Ascomycota; Leotiomycetes; Helotiales; Helotiaceae.